AUGUCGGCCCCGACCAAGGCGAGUGCAGCGCAGCUGGACGCUGUGCAGAAGUACCUCAACAACUUCGAUCAUAAGAAUGACACGGAGAGCAUCACUGGAUUUGCUCAGCUCCUCAAGGAGCUUAACAUCAAGAUGGCUGUUUUCGACUUCGACUUGACGAUAAUCGGUGCCCACUCGGGAGGCUACGUCGAUAAGGCUAACGACGUGGACCACAUCGGAACUGCCGUGACGAAUCACUUCAAGAUACUCUCCAAGGCGCUCAACGAUAACGGCAUUAAAAUUACCGUCGCGACGUUUUCGGACGACGAGGCCAUCCGGUACAGCCGUGGCAGGAACUCCACCCUCAUUGCGGGCGAGGAGAUGGUGACGUUCAGCAUGCAGCAAAGCAAGUGCGACGCGAAGAUCGAGAAGGUCUAUGCUUACUACCCCCCCUACUACCGACAGCCGCGGCAGUACAAACCGCUGGGGCUGGACAAGCCAAUGAGUCACGACAAGUCGUACCAUUUGAAGCAGAUCAGGACCGACUUCGGAGUCAACAUCGAUGAAAUCUUAUUCGUGGAUGACGAUAUGAACAACUGCACCUCGGCGAAGAAGGAGGGCUACUUAACCUUUAACGUUAUGGGGAAAAAUGGCUUCAAUUUUAAGAGUGUAAAAGUUAUGUAG
Molecule: messenger RNA, 663 nt
Organism: Plasmodium inui San Antonio 1
Lineage: Eukaryota; Apicomplexa; Aconoidasida; Haemosporida; Plasmodiidae
Exons: 6
Coding region: 1-663 (220 amino acids)
Source: RefSeq, a predicted model, not a curated record